Messenger RNA from Prinia subflava (tawny-flanked prinia), 3033 nucleotides. Its product is annotated as V-set domain-containing T-cell activation inhibitor 1-like. The record is from RefSeq and is a predicted model, not a curated record. The transcript has 5 exons. NCBI's taxonomy places the organism in Eukaryota, Metazoa, Chordata, Aves, Passeriformes, Cisticolidae. The coding region runs from base 1119 to 2114 and encodes 331 amino acids. Gene Ontology annotation, cellular component: external side of plasma membrane. Gene Ontology annotation, molecular function: signaling receptor binding. Gene Ontology annotation, biological process: T cell receptor signaling pathway; regulation of cytokine production.
UUGUAUGAACCCUUAUCUGGAGGUACCUCAUAUUUUGGUGAAAUACGGAGUUCUCAUCCCUUCUGAGUGUGUGCAAACAGGGCUUCCUCAGACAACUUCCCACUGGAUUUAAGGAUGAAGAUGCAAGGGAGACAGUGGGAGGGCAAACAAGUCUGCAACAUCUCCCCUUUUCUCUAUUCCCUCUUUCAGCCCACCUUCCCUUUCUCCCUUCCCCACUGUUCCCUGCAGGAGAGGCUUGUUCCCAUGGUGCGAUUCUCUAGAGUUCCAUAUCAGCCCUGUGAUCGUGGCAUCCGUGGAAAUUGAGCAAGUCUCAGAUUCAGGCACACAUCAGUGAUGGGAGGAGCCCAGGGUUGUAGGGACACUGAGGGACUCUCCUGUGGGAGGCUGCCCAGUGUGUUGGCAAAGUGUGCUGCAAACCAGUAAAUGCUGCUGAAGCAGAGCAGCUGGUUUUGUGUGGGAGGCAGAGCCAUGACCUCUCACAGCCUGCAGCUCCCUGGGCUUCUCCUCUGUGGGGAGUCUCUGUGAGACUGCUGGGCAUGAACCCCAGGAUGUACCUGUGGGUUUUGUGGGGAGCAGCUUCAGGGCUUGCUCUGGUUGGGAGCUGAGUUUGCUGCCACAAGCCCUCAGUCCACAGGAAAACGUGCCUCUGACCACAUGACAGCUCUACUGGCUCCCAGCUGUGCUUCUGGGUCUGUCCAAACUGGGCUGUGCUGGAGAGGUUGUGUUUGGCAAGGCUGGAGCUGUGCUGAUCCAUGACAUGCUGCCUUUCUUCUCCUCUGGCAUGACUGCUCCACCUAUGUGGCUUGGCAAAUGGUCCUCUCCUCCUCAGUCUCUCAUUCAACAGCCCAUUAUCCACCUCCACAUGGAGCAUCCCAAAUCUAAGCAGCUCAAGAAAAUGGCCCUGUUUCCAGACCCCUCCUGCACAUUCCCUGCCUUGUACCUGGUGUCUCCUGAGGUCAGGGGCUUUGCUCACUCCCUGGUCACUCACAAGUGCCAGCAGAGACUGUCUGAUUUGCUUAUGCCCCAGGGAAUGCGGAGAGAAGCAUCCUGCACUGGGGUCAGCUGCCUGCUCUCCCAGGCAAAGCCUGGCUCUCCUGCCACAUGGUUCCCCACUGCUGAUGACAAGUGCUGCUCACCUGCAUGUUCAUCAUUAUUGUGGUCAUGUGCUUCACCCAUCUGCCUCAUUCUGGGUCUGUGGCUCACCUGCCUCCACCUCCUUUCUGCAGAUGGAUGAUACAGGCAUGGGCUGUGAAGGAGGCGGGCUCUGCACUAAUGUUGUCCUUUCCUUUUCCCCCCAUAGCCUGACUACAGUCAUUGUCAUUCUGGCUGCAGCGAUCACCCUGAUCAUUGGUUUUGGUGUCUCAGGAAAACACUCCAUCAGUGUGACGGCACUGACGUCUCCAGGGAACAUUGGCCAGCGCAGCAUCCUGGGCUGCACUUUCGAGCCCGACAUCCGGAUGGACAGCAUAGCAAUCCAGUGGGCCAAGGAGGGGGUAGCUGGGCUGGUUCACGAGUUUAAGGCUGGGAAGGACCACCUGCAAGAGCAACAUCCGUCAUUUCGGGGCCGCACGGCCGUGUUUGUGGACCAGGUGAUUGGCGGGAAUGCUUCCCUGGAGCUGAGGGAUGUGCGGCUCUCCGAUGCUGGCACCUACCGCUGCUCCGUCACCACAGCCAGAGGCAGCGGGGCAGCGGUGCUGCGGUACAGGACAGGAGCCUUCAGCAUCCCCGUGGUGCAGGUGGAGAGCAGCAGCCGUGGGGACACGCUGCAGUGCCAGGCCCCGCGCUGGUUCCCUUGCCCUGCCGUGCGCUGGAUGGCCCACAGUGACACUGGGGAGCACCUGCCCCACGCUGCCAACACCAGCUACGAGCUGAACCCCGAAAACAUCACUGUGAAGGUGGUUUCCCUCCUGCACAACAUCACUGCCAAUGCCACCUACGCCUGCGUGAUUGAGAACAGCAUUGCCAAGGCUGUGGUCAACAUCAGAGUGACAGAUUUCAGCAUUACAAAGGUGACAAACUGGCAGCUGGUGAGCCUGAAUGCAGAGUCAGUGCCAUCCUCCUUUCCAGCCUGUCCCUGGAUGCUUCUGCUUCCCUUGUACCUGCUGUCAAUAUAAAGCCUGUAUAAAGCAAUUGGAAACUCUGCUGGACCUGGAGAAUGGGAAUUACAGCUAUGUUGAUGGCAGGACUCACUUCAGGCUUUCCUCCCUCCGGGACAGAGGACUUCAGGAGUUCCUGCUGGUUCCAGAGCACACAGUAGCACAAACGUGAAAUUAUCUGAUUUUUCUUGUGUUACUAUUUCUUACCCACACCAACAACAGGAUACUUUGGCUUCACAAAGAGAGCAAGGAACGUGAUAAGGAGAAUUGCAUAAAGGAAAAGUUCUGACUGCAGGACAAUAUAUGUUCCCUUGUCUGACCUAACACAGUGACCAGAACUCUGAUCAUGGGCAGAAGUUCAGACACAAACAGGAAAAGGGUUUCCUGUAAUACAGCUGAGAACAGCUCCUUUAGAAUGCUAAAAGCAAGCACAUCUUAACUCCCCCCAAACAGAUUCGAUUCACCCAUCUCUUGGCUUGUAAUUCUCUGACUGUACUCAUAAAACUGUAAAUAAGAGAGCCAGUUAAUCUCCUCCAUCUUCUUGGAAUACUAAAAUCAAACCCCCCCUUCUGAAAAAGAGGUGAAUGGCAGAACAGUGAUGGGUUAGAAAACUGCCAGCAGGCUUGGAAUAUCCUGGCAAAGACAAACCACAUCUACAGUCCUGUAUGAGGAGUGAUGAUUGCAUUUGUAAUGUGAAAUAAAAGAGGAACAGAUAAGUAGACACCAGACAGAAAACUAACAUACAAUAGGAGGAGGAAAAGGAGACUAGUAAGACACUACUGGAAGGUUCAAAUUCAGAAGCAAAGUUAUUAAACUGAGAUACAGUCAAAUUUUCCUUUUUAAUUUUUUAAAUAAGUGUUAUCUGGCACUUCCUAUCUAUUUCUGUUUGUUACUGUGUUAUUCAUAUUACAGGACUACUUUCAGUUGCACUUUUAAA